Molecule: messenger RNA, 1176 nt
Organism: Alnus glutinosa
Lineage: Eukaryota; Viridiplantae; Streptophyta; Magnoliopsida; Fagales; Betulaceae
Product: L-type lectin-domain containing receptor kinase I.8
Exons: 1
Molecular function (GO): carbohydrate binding
Source: RefSeq, a predicted model, not a curated record
AUGGCAAUAGUUCUUAGAUCACUUCAUUUUCUGGUACUCGUCUAUGUUUCCUAUACUCUCUUGGCCCUUGCUCAAGAUGGAAACGGCUUCAUCUACAAUGGCUUCCGUGAUCAAGCCAAUCUGAGUCUUGAUGGACUCGCAAAAAUCCACCCCAAUGGUCUAUUGCAGCUAACCAAUCUUUCACAAAACGUAGUUGGUCGUGCUUUCUAUCAAUUUCCAAUGAAAUUCAACACAACUUCAUCUCUUUCAUUUUCUACAAACUUUGUGUUUGCCAUGGUUCCUCAUUUUCAAAAGCCUGGUAGUGGUGGUCACGGCAUUGCUUUCGCCAUCAGUCCCUCGACAAACUUCACAGGCCAAGGUCUACCAAAUGGGUAUCUGGGGCUCUUCAAUGAUUCAAAUAACGGCCUUUCAACAAACCGUAUUUUGGCCAUCGAGCUUGAUACUGUUCCGGACCCUGAAUUUGGAGAUAUUACAACGAAUCAUGUGGGAAUCGAUGUGAACGGCAUGAAAUCAAAUGAAUCAGCUCCUGCAAUGUAUUUUUCCAAUAAAGAAGGGAAGAAUAUAAGCUUGAAUCUCCUGAGUGGGAAUCCAAUGCAUCUUUGGAUAGACUAUGAUGAAGCAGAAAAGUUGCUGAAUGUAACACUUGCCCCAACAAGGAUCCCAAAACCAAAUCGGCCUCUAUUGUCAACUUCCAUUGAUCUGUCUCAAAUUCUCAAGGAAUCCAUGUAUGCUGGUUUCUCUUCAGCCACAGGUACAAUUGGGAGUGACCACUAUAUUCUUGGAUGGAGCUUUAAUAAAAGUGGACCAUCACAAAGCCUCGAUGUUUCAAGCCUUCCUCCACUUCCAGGGAGGAGGAAAGAGAAACCAAGCCUUGUGAUCAUCACUUCUCUCAUAGCAGUAGCGAUUGUGCUGAUAACCCUCGCUGGAGCUGUUGCUUAUAUACUGAGGAGGAAGAAAUAUGAAGAGCUACUAGAAGAUUGGGAAGAGGAGUACGGCCCCCACAGGUUCAGCUAUAAGAAUCUCCACAAAGCAACUAAAGGUUUCAAAGACACGGAGCUUCUUGGAGAGGGAGGCUUUGGAAAGGUUUAUAUAGGAAUACUUGCUUCGUCUAAUGAUCAAAUUGUUAUAUAGCAAUUUGGCAAUACUCUUAUUUUAUCGAGAAAAAGACGUACGUAG